Molecule: messenger RNA, 1137 nt
Organism: Sphaerodactylus townsendi
Lineage: Eukaryota; Metazoa; Chordata; Lepidosauria; Squamata; Sphaerodactylidae
Gene: HAUS1
Product: HAUS augmin like complex subunit 1
Biological process (GO): centrosome cycle; spindle assembly
Cellular component (GO): HAUS complex; cytosol
Source: RefSeq, a predicted model, not a curated record
UAAAAAGGAGCCAGGGAGGGAAUUGGGAGGGUUUUCAAAGUCGGGCAUGGAGGAGAAACUCAAUAAAGUUGCUUUGUGGCUGAAAAAGACGUUUGGGGAUCAACCUAUCCCCCCAUAUGAGGCAGACACCCGAACCGUAGAUAUUUUGUACGAGUUGGCGGUGUGCAACGAGUCCAGGGAUGGGGACGUCAUGCUGUUAAUCGACGACAUGAGGCAGAAGACUGUGGAGUAUGAAUCCGAUGGCAACUAUCUGCAGGGUCUUCUGACUGAAAGUUUAAACUCUUUCUUCGACCUAUCAAAGGCCAGCAGCGGCUAUCUGAACACCCUGACAGACUUAGCCGUAGCCCUCGAAACAAAAGACACAUCCUUGGCAAGUUUCAUUCCUGCCAUCAAUGACUUGACUUCAGAUCUGCAUAAAGCAGAAUCAAGGAACAAAGACCUGGAGCAUGAAUUGACCAACCUGAGGAAAAAACUCACUUCAGCACUGGUACUAGAGAAGCGUCUACAGGAUGACCUUAAAAACACAGAAGACCUCCUGGCGGUGGAAAAAGCCAAAGCUGAUAGCCGAACCCAGAACAUGCAGUUUUUGAAGGACAAAUCUGAAGACUUCAAAUUCCGAAUCAUGGCGGGUGAGGAGCAACUUUCUGUGACUGGGAUGGACCCUUCUUUAACGCACGAGUCUCUAGUGAGUCUCUCAGAGAAACUAGCAGAAUUAAAGAAGCAAGCAGCCCCUCUGAAGAAGAAACUGGAUUCAUAUCUGGACCUUACACCUAGUCCUUCUCUCGCUCGCGUGAAGAUCGAGGAAGCCAAGAGGGAGCUGGAUGCACUCGAGGCAGAGUUUUCUACAAAGAUGGACAUGACGGUGCUUGCAGAGCCUUUGUCUGGCAAACGUCGAUUUACUUAGGGGCACUAAUAUGGAAACGAAAUCGACAGAUGUAUAUACAUUUAUAUCCUUAUAAACGUUUUGAGUGUAUGCUUUUCUUACUUUUCAUUGAUGUUGUCUCUGCUGCAUCUUCCUUUUUCCAAGGACAAUUAUUUUCUUUUCUGAAAAAUGUAGUUUUCUAUACUGUAUACAGUGUUAUAGUAUGUCCCUCUGAAAUAAUAAUAAUAAUAAUAAAGCAAGUUUUCUGGAAAAAA